AUGUCUGCAGAUCACGCUAGAGAUCCAUGUCCAAUAGUCAUUCUUAAUGAUUUCGGUGGUGCGUUUGCAAUGGGUGUCAUUGGUGGUUGCGUAUGGCACGGUAUAAAGGGGUUCAGAAAUUCCCCACACGGAGAAAGAGGGUACGGAGCACUCUCGGCAAUCAAGGCCAGAGCACCAGUAGUAGGAGGUAACUUCGGUGUUUGGGGUGGUUUAUUUUCGACAUUUGAUUGUUCAGUUAAAGCUGUGCGUAAGAGGGAAGAUGCAUGGAAUGCCGUCAUUGCAGGGUUCUUCACUGGUGGUGCUUUGGCAAUUAGAGGCGGUUGGAAACAUACAAGAAACUCAGCUAUUACAUGUGCUUGUCUUUUGGGUGUGUUUGAAGGUGUUGGAAUGAUGAUGCAAAGAUUACAGGCACAGCCUACUAUGGCUCCUGUGUAUCCAGAAGAGCCUGCUAAACUUGCUGCUUAA
Molecule: messenger RNA, 465 nt
Organism: Lodderomyces margitis
Lineage: Eukaryota; Fungi; Ascomycota; Pichiomycetes; Serinales; Debaryomycetaceae
Gene: TIM17
Product: protein transporter
Exons: 1
Coding region: 1-465 (154 amino acids)
Biological process (GO): protein import into mitochondrial matrix
Cellular component (GO): TIM23 mitochondrial import inner membrane translocase complex; mitochondrial inner membrane
Molecular function (GO): transmembrane protein transporter activity
Source: RefSeq, a predicted model, not a curated record